Messenger RNA from Dendronephthya gigantea, 969 nucleotides. Its product is annotated as trace amine-associated receptor 4-like. The transcript has a single exon. Lineage: Eukaryota; Metazoa; Cnidaria; Anthozoa; Malacalcyonacea; Nephtheidae. Gene Ontology annotation, molecular function: G protein-coupled receptor activity. Gene Ontology annotation, cellular component: membrane. Bases 1 to 969 code for a protein of 322 amino acids. Gene Ontology annotation, biological process: G protein-coupled receptor signaling pathway. The record is from RefSeq and is a predicted model, not a curated record.
AUGGGCAAUGAUACGGAAAAUACAACCUCUCCACUGGCCUGGUGUUGGACAACUACCUACAUUGUUGUGCCUCUACCAAAUCUCAUCAAAACUACAGCAAUAUUUACCGCAUUUCUUACUGCUCUGCUUACGUUACUCUCGAUGCUUGGGAAUAGCCUUUACAUCCUCGUUUAUAUAAAGUAUCGUCGAUUUCAAACUGUAUCAAAUUUGUUACUUUUGAAUGUCAGUGUAAUUGGUUUCUUGCUUUCUUGCACAAGUCAGCCAAUGUUCGUUAUUCGAUGUUUCUUUGAGGUAUACGCAACGUAUAACUGCAUUUUGUGGGAAUUUCAACAUUUAAGUUUCCUGUAUUUAACUUGCGUUUACUUUUUAACAAUAUUUCUAAUAAGUUUUGAUAGAUUUUUGGCAACCUUUGUUCCAUUGCGUUACGCAGCCAUUUUCAAUCAAUCAAGAAUAACCUUAUGUGUAAUCCUGGCCUGGUGCAUUUCUUUUAUCAUCACUUCCUCAGUUGUUUUUGGUUAUUUUAUCUUUUAUGCUGUGAUUUGUCCACUUUUUAUCUUGACGAAAAUUUUGGUUGUGGCUAUUUAUAUGCGUAUUCUUCGACAAGCACGUUUUCAACGAAGGAAAAUUCAAAACCAAUUCCCAAGAACGAAAGUUACUGAAGAGAAAAACGCCAACAACAACAACAAUGAUACGAAUAUCCGUGAGAAAAAAGCAGAGAAAACUGUUUUAACUGUUGUCGUCUUGUUGUUAAUCACAGCUCUACCUGCAUUAGUUUUUGUUAUCGUUGUGUUGACAAGUAAAUAUGAUUUCAAACUCGCCUAUCUUUAUGGAAAUGUGUCGGAGACGGCAAUCUUUCUGGCAGCGACUUUGAGUCCUUUUGUAUACUGCUGGCGAAACAACGAGAUUCGUAAGGCAAUGGUGUGUUACUUAAGAAAACGAGAAUUCGAAACCGAGAGUUCAACACUCUAA